AUGGCUAGCUAUGUUUUAAGAAAUAAAAUUAUGAAUUAUGAUCGAGUGGGUGUCGGUAAGCGUCUCUGUUCCGCUCGGGAAGAUAAGCGGCGAGUGAAUGAGAUGCAGGGCGGCGCGCCGCAUCGCGCCGUCGUCGGAAGGGUGUGGGAUAUGGAGGCGGACGGCCUUGCUAAGCACCUAUGGUCAGCCGAAGCUCGCAAAUCUGUCGUGUCGUAUGUACCUCAUGGUUGGAACUUG
This is a messenger RNA of Brenthis ino (lesser marbled fritillary), 237 nucleotides long. NCBI's taxonomy places the organism in Eukaryota, Metazoa, Arthropoda, Insecta, Lepidoptera, Nymphalidae. The record is from the annotation of a GenBank genome assembly.